AUGGACACCCAACGCCCCUCCGUCCAACAGACAACCCUCCCAACCAUCUACAACAUGUCCUCAUCCCAAGCCCGCAACUGUCUCUGGGCCCUCGAAGAACUAUCCGCCUCACACUCCAUAAAAUACGAAGUCAAGAACCUCCCCCGCCGCGACCCCAACACCGCGAAGACCCUCAGCUCUAUCUUCCCCCACGGCAAAUCCCCCAUCAUGACCCUCUCACCUAUCGACUCAUCCCCCGAAUCGCAAGCCGCAGCCUCAACGACCUACCAGAUCCUCCCUGGCGUUCUUACGGAGAGUAGACUUAUUCUACAGUUCAUCGCGGACCAUUACAGUGCAGGAGAAUGGACCUCUUCGUCCAUCGAGGAUAAACGCCGGGACGAAUUCUUCACUGAAUUCGGACACAGUAGUCUUGCGUUGAAGAUCAACUACGCCAUUGUCUUUGAGAUGCUGACCUCGUUCUUGCCGUUUGGGAUCCGACAUCUGCUUUUCCUGCUGAUUGGGCCCCUUGUUAAGUUCUUUGUUAAGGACCAAGAAUUGAUGUAUGGUGUUAUGGAGGCGGCGCUGAGUGAGGAGAAGCCGUGGUUUGGUGGGGAGAAGAUUGGACUGGCGGAUUUCAAUAUGAGUUUUCCGAUGGAUGUGGCGGUUCAGAGGGGGUAUUUUGAUGGGGGGAAGUUUCCGAAGUGUAAGGAGUGGCAUGAGAGGAUUGUGAAGAGGGAUGCGUAUCAGAGGGCGUUAGCGGUGGGUGGAGUGUAUGAUUUGAAGAUGUUUACCUAG
Molecule: messenger RNA, 774 nt
Organism: Cadophora gregata
Lineage: Eukaryota; Fungi; Ascomycota; Leotiomycetes; Helotiales; Ploettnerulaceae
Exons: 1
Coding region: 1-774 (257 amino acids)
Source: RefSeq, a predicted model, not a curated record